Paramisgurnus dabryanus is the source of this 2488-nucleotide messenger RNA. It is a transcript of the gene bcap29, whose product is annotated as B cell receptor associated protein 29. The record is from RefSeq and is a predicted model, not a curated record. NCBI's taxonomy places the organism in Eukaryota, Metazoa, Chordata, Actinopteri, Cypriniformes, Cobitidae. Gene Ontology annotation, biological process: intracellular protein transport; endoplasmic reticulum to Golgi vesicle-mediated transport. Gene Ontology annotation, cellular component: endoplasmic reticulum membrane; endoplasmic reticulum.
AUCAGAGUGCGACGGCAGCCACAGCACUGCGUCCAUCCGCAUAUUUGAAUAAGUUUUCUUAAACUGCAUCGAUCGUUUAUUACAACUUUUUUGUGUCACAGCUAAGACAAGAUGACAUUGCAGUGGACUGCUGUCGCUUCUUUCCUCUAUGUUGAGAUUGCUGUUUUAAUCAUCUUCUGUUUGCCCUUCAUCUCUCCUCGAAGAUGGCAGAGGAUUUUCAGGUGGAACAUCUGGAAUUGUCUUUCCCAAUACGCAAAUAAAGGAUUUCUCGCCAUGAUGAUAAUCCUCGUUGUUCUUUUUCUCGAUGCCCUUCGAGAGGUGAGAAAAUAUUCUAGUCCUGACCAGACCAAAGAUGCCAAAAUGCACCCAAACACCUUUGAUCACGUGCACAUGAAGCUCUUCCGAUCCCAGAGGAAUCUUUACAUCUCGGGUUUCUCACUUUUCCUGUGGCUUGUCUUGAGGCGUGUUACAACUCUUAUUAACCAGUUGGCCUCGGCCGAGGGCACCAGCACCGCCCUUCAGACUCAGGUUGAAAAUGUAAACCAGGCUGCCAAGAAAUACAUGGAGGAUAAUGAGCUGCUCAAACAGGCACUUAAAGAAGCAGAAGGUGAAGGAAAAGGAAAGACAGGAGACUCAGAAGAGACUAAAGCCCUGGAGACCGAGGUGAAUAAUCUGACAGGACAGCUGCAGAUCUGCACAGAUGCCCUGAAGAAAUCAGAGUCAGAAUUAGAUGCCAUGAGAAAACAAACUGAAGGAGUCUCCAAAGAAUAUGACCGGCUGCUAUUGGAACAUCAAAAACUUCAGAAUCAGUUGGACAGUGGAGACAAAAAAGAUAACUAAACCAGUCGACCCACCAAUACUCACCUGUACAGAAAAGUGCUGGAUGAACGGCGUAUCCUGCAUUUACAUGCAAUGACAACACAGGUUAUGUUAUGAGUUCUCAGGUCUGAAUCCUUUGUGACAUCACUUCCUGCUCACUUGUAUUUUUCUGGCUUUUAUAAAUAAAUAUAUAUUUUUCUUUGGGUCUGGUUAUGCAGAACUGCUUUUGAGAUAAGGAGUUAAGCUUGUAAAAUAACCGUCAGACAGAAAUACAGCAUCUGCUCAGAGUGAAUGUAAUUUGGGUUCAUGAUGGUUUUAGGUUAUUGAAUUAUGCUUACAUGCUGCAUUGAUAUAACUCGUGUCAUUUUUCUUUCUGUGAAUGAUUCUUUUAUUUUUUUGGUGAACAGCAAACGCCAUUUAGAAACACAACACACAAACUUAAGUCAGAGUAACACUUGUAGCUGUGUGAUAUUGCUUUAUACCAUGAAGAACUUUUACUAUAUUUAAACUAUAUCAUUUUUUAAUUCAUAUCUUCUUUACAAAGAAAGAUCUUUGAUGCACAUCUGUUCUUAUAUAAUCCAUCUGGUUGCAUAAGGAAUCUAAGAUCACAUACAAGCUACAUCAGUCAGUUGAGUCAUUUUAAUUUAGAUAACAGAAAAACAAUAGGUAAUACUGUAGAUAAACACAUCACAUUGAGACUCUUUUGAGUGAGAUUUAUCAAACACAUGAUAGUUUCUUACUUUAAGAUCAAUUGAGGUAGCUCUAUCUCUGUGCUAUUGAUCCAUAAACUUCCACCUGCGGACAACAUUGUUGUGGGUCAAGGAAACCUGCAUGUAUCAGAUUUCACCCCAAAACAAAAAAAAAUCUUCAUAAAAUCUUCAGAAUUUUUGCAUUGUUUUUCCCAUAACAAACAUUGCUUAAUGUGGUUGUUGUGAAAAAAUCACAGUGAUCCACAGUGAAAAGGAAACAAUUGUCUUAAAAAAAAUCAUUUCGGGGUGUAAUGUGGACAGGUUUUUCUGACCUCCACCGUGCUUCUGGAUAUUUUAUUUGACAAGUCACUGAUAAGUCACAAAACGUAUGACAAAGAUUAGGCUUACAGAAAGAUUAAAAGAUUCGACCUGUGCUGUGGGGUUGUUUAUCUGUCUAAGGAAAUGCAGGAUUUAUUUUCGUAUGCUAAGAAUAAGCCAUAACCAGCUGUCUGCAGCGUUUUAAUAUUUUGAUCUAUUUAAAACUCCUUCUACACCCUCUUCCUCUUCUUCAUCUGUCUAUCAGACAACAUAAAAUAGUCUGAUAGUCUGAACUGAGCAGCACUUAAUAGCAGAAGAGGUGGGAAAAUGAUGAAGAAAAAUGAAAAGUUAAAAUUAUAUUGACUCUCUUGCCAUUGCUAUGCAACUUUGUUAGUUAUACAGUAAAAUCUUUCAUUAGCUAAUUUCUAAUAAGUUGAUAAUGUUUACUUUGAAAUGUUCUGAAUUGUCUUAAAACAAUAAAGAGGGGAAUGUUUGUCUUUCCUGUAUUUUGUGACAUUGACCGAAAAUGAAAUGUGAUGAGGGUUAUUUUAUGGGUGUGAAGCGUUCCCUGUUUUAAGUGCCUCAGAUGAACGGCAAGUUGUUUACGUUAAGCUGUGAUUGUUUGUCACUUUGUUUUCACAAUUAAAAUUAUACUGCUGCCA